This is a messenger RNA of Neurospora crassa OR74A, 2390 nucleotides long. RefSeq names its product nuclear polyadenylated RNA-binding protein Nab2. NCBI's taxonomy places the organism in Eukaryota, Fungi, Ascomycota, Sordariomycetes, Sordariales, Sordariaceae. The record is from RefSeq and is a predicted model, not a curated record. Gene Ontology annotation, biological process: regulation of mRNA stability. The transcript is spliced from 2 exons. Bases 416 to 1984 code for a protein of 522 amino acids. Gene Ontology annotation, molecular function: poly(A) binding. Gene Ontology annotation, cellular component: cytoplasm; nucleus.
CGGCUUGGAACCAGGCUUCAAGCUCCAAUUUUGAAAGCUUUAUCUUCAAAUCAACCUACACGAUCUCUCAACCUACAUCUUACGACCCGACAGCGUUCGUAUCAUUAUCAUCCGCGCGCAAUCCACGAUAAUUUUGACAGCGUUGGUUUCCUUUGCACAGAACCGCUACACGAGCCCGGACCGACGGUCGCUUUCAACGUUCGCGUUCUUGACCGAGCAAGACUAAGUAAGGUCUGCACCGCCUGCGGCCUUGCGCUGAUCGAUUUCGCCGCCGCCAUCUCGACACGAAUUCGUCAGCUUUCAUAGUCAUCGGCUCUCCGUCGUGAACGUUCAAACCCAAGACGACCCUUUCACUCCCGACCUCGCGCCUUCGUUCACCAUCGUCCCAAUAACGCCACCCCGCCGAUCGUGAACCAUGGCCACCGAACUCACCACUGGCACCCCUCUAGCGGAUGCCCUUAAUAACGCCAUCCAGGAGAAAAUCGUGGAAGUGGGAUGGGCUGGCAACACCACCGAAGCGGCCCCCAUGGCCGAAUACCUCGUCCUUAUGCUGGCCAACGGCAAAACACAGGACGAAGUCGCCGCCGAGAUUUCUGGCGACCUUCUCAGUCUGGGACCUGACGACCCGACCGCAUUGCACUUCGCUCAGUGGCUGUUUGAGCAACAAAAUGCACUCAUUCCACAGUUCAGCUCCGCACCUGAGCCCGUAGCCGACGAGCAGGGCGUGAUGGAUACGGCACAAGACAAUUCAAUGGGCGACUUUAACAUGGACGUCACAACAGACGGUUCUGGCAAUGAGCUCAACGCUCCCACUGGACCCAAGGCUAUGCGAAACGGAAGCGGCAACGGCAUGCGCGGUGGACGGGAAAAGCGUAUCAUGGGCCAGAUCAACCGUGCCAUGGACAGGACCCACGACCCCAACGCCGCUCUGCAUCGCGUUCGCGGCCAGUCAGGAAACGAGAGGAUAGCGCGAGGCCCUCCUACAGGCCCGAGAAUGGGCGUCGGAAGACAGCCACGUACGACGAACACACGUGUUGCCAGCAUCGCGCAAGGAUUGGCGAACAUGGGCGGCCCUGCCGGCCCUGGUGGUAUGGGCCCGAUGAACCCGAUGAACGGCAUGAAUGGUAUGGGCGGAUUUGGCCAGCCGGACAUUAUGGCGAUCAUGGAACAACAAAGGCACAUGUUGCAACAGAUGCAGAUGAUGAUGCAACAAAGUGGUGUUGCUCCCAAUGGUCACGGUCCCCAUGGACAUGGUCGCGGUCACGGACGCCCGCUAUAUGAACGCACGAGCCGGCCAAACUUCCGCCGUGGUGGAGGCUUUCAAGCUGGCGGCCACCAACACCCACAGAGCUCGGAUGCUAGUCAAGGCGACGCUGCUCAACAAGGUCAGCAGGCCGGUGAAGAUGUCGACAUGGUGCAAGCAAAGCGCGAGCCCCCGAAUCCCGAAGAGACGGUCUGCAAGUUCAACCUUCGCUGUUCUAACCGCGAUUGCAAGUUUGCCCACCAGUCUCCCGCGGCGCCGCCUAAUAUCACAAUCGACGUGAAGGAUGUCUGCAGCUUCGGAGCGGCUUGCAAGAAUCAUAAGUGUGUCGGCCGCCACCCAUCGCCGGCGAUCAAGGCGGCGCAUCAGAGGGAAAUGGACUGCAAGUUCUUCCCCAACUGUACCAAUCCUCACUGCCCAUUCAAGCACCCCAGCAUGCCUCCCUGCCGAAACGGCGGCGAAUGCAAGGUGCCCGGAUGCAAGUUCACCCACGUCAAGACGCCUUGCAAAUUCCACCCGUGCACCAAUCGAUUCUGCCCAUUCUCUCAUGAAGAGGGUCAACGCGGUACAUUCCAAGAUAAGGUCUGGGUAGCCGGCGAAGGAGGCGAGCAACAGCACGUCAGUGAAAGGAAAUUUGUGGAUGAGAACGCCCCCGAAGACGUGGUCUUGCCUGGGUCUGAGGAUCAACAAGCGGACGCCAACAUGCCCGAGGUUGUCGUGUGAGUGAGGGGGUAAAGCAAGGGAAAAGGUGGGAUUGUUCAAGGCAUGUGCCUUUUAGGAGAUAUGUGGCACUUGUGCAGGCAGGGAAAUGGACCAGAAGGACUUGGCUGGGAUUCAGGAAGGUGUUUUGGUCCUGUAUUAUAUCACUGGGAUGUGUGGGUCAAAGACUGGAUGCUUAGAUUUAUUCAUGAUUGCUGUCCAUGCGGCGUUCCGGCAGGAAGGGGUUAGCAUACAAUUGGAAUCCAAGGAAGGCGUCAACUUCGUCUACAUGUUUUCUAUACUGAGUAGGGUGUUCUAUAUUGGAGGAGGGUAUACCUAUGGCACUGGAAGGGAGCAAAGGAAUUGGUCCCCGUAGCGUAGCGGCAUUUGCAAAAUUUUGAGCCAAUAGCUACAAACAUUAUACUUUGAU